This is a messenger RNA of Nerophis ophidion (straightnose pipefish), 3421 nucleotides long. It is a transcript of the gene fam185a, whose product is annotated as family with sequence similarity 185 member A. The coding region runs from base 390 to 1517 and encodes 375 amino acids. The record is from RefSeq and is a predicted model, not a curated record. NCBI's taxonomy places the organism in Eukaryota, Metazoa, Chordata, Actinopteri, Syngnathiformes, Syngnathidae. The transcript is spliced from 8 exons.
AUUCAACCGGAAGUACCUCACACCUGACAUGACCUUAAAUGUAACAACAAUGGCGGCCACAGCAGUCCUCGCACAUUUACCAUAAAAUAGCCUUGUGUCGGGGGUUCAGUCCGAAAGUUACCGCCACAAAAUAGUCUUGUGUCGGGGUUUCAGUCCGAAAGUUACCGCCACAAAAUAGUCUUGUGUCGGGGGUUCAGUCCGAAAGUUACCGCCACAAAAUAGUCUUGUGUCGGGGUUUCAGUCCGAAAGUUACCGCCACAAAAUAGUCUUGUGUCGGGGGUUCAGUCCGAAAGUUACCGCAACCAAAUAGUCUUGUGUCGGGGGUUCAGUCCGAAAGUUACCGCAACAAAAUAGUUUUGUGUCGGGGGUUCAGUCAGAAAGUCACCGUGAUGUUCUGGAAAUCGGCAGCCCAGCGGGCCGGCGUUGUCCGGUCCUGGUGUCGAACCGCCGGCCUUACCAGGCGCCGUCAGUCGCUCUUCACCUCCGCCAAGUUAAGCCAAGAAGACGUGGAGGUGAGCCGGACAGUGCGGGAGUGCGCCCUGGCGGUGAGCCCCUUCAGCACGGUGCGAGCGCGGCUGGCCUGCAGUAUAUCCGUCCAGCCCGUGGACCCGCAUGCCUUCCCUGAAGCUGACCGAGCCUUCGUCACUAUCCGCGGAGGAAAGUCGCCGAGCAGCCAGGAGGAGGUUGCGGGUGACUUUGACGUCCAGUACGACGAACACGACAAGGAGCUGCUCAUCUCGUCCGAGAGGGAUGACAGCAGCCUGUCGGUGCAUGUGUCUGCUCCCAUUAAGAGUAAUAUCGUCAUUAACACCCGUGGGAAAGGCAACGUGGAGGUGAAGAAUAUGGAGUGUGACAUCUGCCUGGUGCACACAGAAGAAGGCACAUGUUCACUGCACUCCGUCAAGGGUCGUCACGUGGAGGUGCGCUCAGGUGGAGACGUCAGCGUGGGCACCGUCCACGGCAACGUGGACAUCAGAGCUUCAGGAGACAGUGUGGUUCGUGUCAAGAAGCUGCAGGGCACCACCAUGAAGGUCUCCACGGAACAUGGCGGUCUGAAGGUCAAGUCCAUCUACGCCGAGUCCAGCUGCAUCUCAUCCAGCACGGGGAUCGUGAAACUGAGACUCAUACACGGGGACGCGUCUGUGAGGAACACAUCAGGGGACACACACAUAGACGGUUCAAAUGGCUCCUUGAAGGUCUCCUCUCAAAGCGGGGGCAUUGACGUCUACGUGGGAGACGGAGGAAGCGCCGAGGUGCUCAGCCAGGAAGGAGCGGUGUGCAUACGCGUGCCGUCCUCGCUGAGAGCAGAGGUGGAGCUCACCGGCGCCUCGGUGCACAUCGGCCGUGAUGUGACGUUGCAUCAGCUGCAGAGGAACACCACUGAGAGCCACACCGGAGUUACUGGCUACAUGAACACCGACAGUUCGGCGGAGCGGCGGAUCAAAGUGACAACAAAAAGUGGCUCGGUCAGCCUGAGGACUCAAAGCUGGUUCGAGUCCCUGAAGCUGGGGGGAUAAAAAAAAAAAAAAGUAAGCUCACUCAGAGACCACACUGCAAACACAGUGGAAAAACUGAAAUCUAAGUAAGAUUAAAUAUCUCAAAUAAGGGUGAUAUUUGCUUAUUUUCUGUCUGAUUUGAUCAUUCUUCUCACUUAGCAGAUUUUAUGUUAGAGCAGUGGAGGGUUCGGUACCUUCUUGGAGGUACCGAACCUUUCUCUAAUUAAAUAAAUGAUAAAUGGGUUGUACUUGUAUAGCGCUUUUCUACCUUCAAGGUACUCAAAGCGCUUUGACACUACUUCCACAUUUAUCCAUUCACACACAAAUUCACACACUGAUGGAGGGAGCUGCCAUGCAAGGCGCCAACCAGCACCCAUCAGGAGCAAGGGUGAAGUGUCUUGCUCAGGACACAACGGACGUGACGAGGUUGGUUCUAGGUGGGAUUUGAACCAGUGACCCUCGGGUUGCGCACGGCCACUCUCCCGCUGCGGCACGCCGUCCCUUAAAAAUAAAAUGUUUUUUUUCCUUCAAAUUCAAGACAAAGUUAUAUGUUUUUGGUAACACUUUAGUAUAGGGAACAUAUUCUAAGCAACAAAUACUUAAUUCUGUCAUGAUCUGUGGUCUGGAUCAUGUUUUCGUUAGUUUUUGGACUCUUUCAGUUCCUGUUUGCGCUCCCUUGUACCAUGAAUCGAUUAACCUGGACCCCGACUUAAACAAGUUGAAAAACUUAUUCGGGUGUUACCAUUUAGUGGUCAAUUGUACGGAAUAUGUACUGAACUGUGCAAUCUACUAAUAAAAGUAUCAAUCAAUCAAUUGUUUUGUUCAGUUACCAUGCCGACUUAUGAUUUUCACCUGCCUCUGGUUUUCGGACCGCGCACCUGUUUCUAAUCAAGACCCUUAUUUGAGCCUGUCUUCGCCAGUCAGUCGGCCUGGCGUCAUUGCUUGUUUUCAUACGAUACCACAGUUCAUGUUGCUCGAUUCAUGCCGUGGUCUCGUAAGACUUGUUUAUUUCUUGCCACAGUUUUGUGUUUUUUUGAAGCCAUAGUUUAUGUUUGUUAACCUCAUGCCCCGCCAAUAUGUAUCGAGUUAAUAAUUAUGUUCCUACCUGCAAGCCUUGUCCGGAAUAGUCCGUUUGCAUCCUGGGAGAACAAACCUUGCAGUAAGCUGCGACCCCCCCAGUCAUGACAGAAUGAUAAUAAGUCGGGAUGAUAACCAAACAAAACAAGGGAGCGCAAAUAGGAACUAAAAGAGUCCAAAAAAUAAAAAUAACACAUAAUCCAGACCACAGAUCAUGACAAAUUUAGAGUUAUUUGGACACUAGGGGAACAUAUUCUAAGUAAUAAAGGCUGAAGAGGUAUUUGGUUAGGAUUAGGGUUAUAAUAAGGCAUUAAUAAGUACUUAAUAAUGAGUAGUUAAGAGCCAAUAUGUCACCAAUUUGCAUGUUAAUAAGCAACUAAUUAAUGGUGAAUAUGUUCCCCAUACUAAAGUGUGACCAUGUUUUUUUCUACUGGUGCACAGAAUGAACCAUGCAUGAACAUCACCUUGUUCAGACAACAAAACCAACACAGUGCAUAAACUUACAUCAAAUUACACACCUGCAAAUCAUUCAGCUGUUGCCGUGUCCGUAUUUCGCCGAUAGGGAGAAGUUUGUAUUUACACGAUGAGUCGGGUGUGUUUUGACCUCCAUCGAAACCCCUGAGGUCGACUCACCGAACCCCUAGGGUUUGAUCGAACCCAGGUCAAGAACCACUGUGUUAGUGUUUUCUUUUGGUCCCAAAUGAUCUCAGUAAGAUAUUACAGCUUGUUGCUGAGAUUUGAUGACCCUAUAUUGAGUAAAACGUGCUUGAAACUAGAAUAUCAACUGAUGCAAAGAUGUAUCAUCAACACUCUCAAGUAAUAAAACUACUUUUUUUUAAAGCACCGUA